This is a messenger RNA of Colletotrichum chrysophilum, 945 nucleotides long. RefSeq lists its product as uncharacterized. Gene Ontology annotation, molecular function: methionyl-tRNA formyltransferase activity. NCBI's taxonomy places the organism in Eukaryota, Fungi, Ascomycota, Sordariomycetes, Glomerellales, Glomerellaceae. Gene Ontology annotation, biological process: conversion of methionyl-tRNA to N-formyl-methionyl-tRNA. Gene Ontology annotation, cellular component: mitochondrion. The transcript is spliced from 2 exons. The record is from RefSeq and is a predicted model, not a curated record. The coding region runs from base 1 to 945 and encodes 314 amino acids.
AUGUGGCUGGCUGUUCGCUCAGCCGCUAUCGCCCGGGCCUCCGGCCGCCUCCGCCGACCGGCGUGCCGACAUUACUCGGCCGUGGUAGCAUCCAGGAAGUCGGACCCGCUCCGGAUCCUGUUCUGCGGCUCCGAUGAGUUUAGCUGCGCUGCAUUGAAUGCGCUGGCCGCGGAGAAGAAGCUCAAUCCGGGGUUGAUUGAGUCGCUGGAUGUCGUGGUCAGGCCUGGCAAGUUGACUGGGCGUGGGAUGAAGCAAAUCCGUCAGGGCAUUCCCAUCCCGAAGGACUGCACUUUGCAAGGCCUGCACGACAUCCUCACCCCGAUAGCUGCCAACAUGCUCGUAGACGGCCUUCGACGAGGCUUGCACAUACCGCCCCUAAAAGACGUGGGUUGGAAGCCGACCGAAGGAGAGCAGGAGAUGCUUUGCCAUGCGCCGAAACUUGCCAAGCGUGAUAGUCAGAUCGACUGGUCUACGUGGAGCGCGGACGAUAUUGUACUUCGCCAGCGGGUCUUGGGCUCGCUGUGGUCCAUGGCGUUGGCGGAUCGCGAGCGCAAGAAGUCAAUGAGGCUGAUUCUCGAGAACGUGGAGAGCGUGAAACGACCCGCGGACGUCGAGAGAUGGAUUCAAACAUACUUUGAGCGCCAAAAGUCCGGGUCUCAGCAUAAACGGGGUGAGCUUGAUGAGAAGCAAGCUGUCGAAGAGAACCAAAAGUUGGGUAUCAAGGUGAUCGACUGGCUUUGGCACCCCAAGCAUACUUCUGCAGAGGACAUUAUGAACGCUCAAGACACCAGGCUGGCUUACUUUGAAGAGAAGGACGGCAGCAUCUUGAUCCCGGUCCCAAAAGGAGGGUGCCUGAAGGUACCGACGAUAAAGGUUGAAGGCUCAAGCAGCAAAUCAGCAGCCAAGGCGAUUUCCAGCAACUUUGGUUUUAUUGAGAAAGAUUGA